UCGUUCACAAUAUUGAAUCGUCGCAAAACAAAUUUUCCAUCAUGUCGAGGGCCAUUGCUCUAUAACAGAAUAAGCUCGCCUCGCUGGUAAACAACAACAAUAACCACCACCACCACAACAACAAAUACCACUCACAGAACGACAGUCAUGUCGCCAAAACUUAGGCCGCUGUUAUUACCCCAGUUAGUGGAGGAUCGACGGAAGAGGGAGAGCAUGUCGGACUCUGAUAUGGAUCUUUCGUCUUCUUAUUACACCCAAAAUUCAUCAGCAUCUGAGAUCCCAUCGCCUGUCACGCCUACUUUCUCCACUCGAGGACAUUUGAGAUACCCCAGCUCGGCUUCUUCAUUGGAAUCUUCCUACCACAAUUCCGCAAUUGAUAGCCCAUCUUCGCCCACUUUCGUCGGUGCCAAGACGGGAAAGCGAUCUUUACCUGACGUGCAGGAGGAGCCGCACGAGAGAGACGAGGACCUCGACAUGUUUGAAGAUGCCAAUGAGCUUUACGAUUGUUUGUGCGACGACAAGCAAUGCUUGCAUCGUGAUUCAUCCCUGGCGCAAAGCUCAGUGCAAUUGUCUACGAGACAAGAAUUCGAUUAUGACUUGACGGAUGGCUUCUUCAGCGAUGGAGAGUUCUCUUCAAGCCCACGAUAUAAGAAGCGACGAGCAGUCGAAUCUCCACUUACAGGCCUGGCCAAUCGCUUUGGGACCAGAUUCCCCUCCUUCUCCCGCAAAUGGCGAUUAAGAAAGGGCUCAAGCUCUGCAUCUGUUCUUUCAGAUGCGCAAAGAGAGAGUGCUACUUCUCGAGGAGCAUCGAGCAGGUCCUCUUCAGUCUCCAAUUCAGGACGACAAACUCUAGACCAGAGCUUCGAUCCUCAGCUACCACCUACUCCUACAAAAAGCGUUUUCGAUGGUCGAGACGACAAUUCGAUGACCACUGCCAUUGACAUCGAGAAAGCGAACUCAAAUGUCGACGAACCUGAUGCAGCUUUCGCAUCUACACCUCUACUACCACCACUUAUGAUGGAUGCUUCCGCCAAUACAAAGCAAGUUUCUUUGCAAUCCCCGUUGCAAUCGCCUUCGGUGGCCGAGCCUCAUGACCCGUUCUCUGGCUCAGUCACUCCAAUUGAUGCUAUCACAACACCUCAAUUACCGGGCAUGCCUUCACCGCCUCUAAGCACUAAACAAUCGAUCUCAUCCUUUCAUCGCAACAAUGUCAACCGACCUGGACACCUGAUUCCCUCUUCGGAAAUUCCUCCCAUUGUCAUUGCAGAUCCAAAUGAUGAAUGGGCCAACAAGCUAGGACAUGCGAACUUCAUCAUUUAUCCUGAGCCAUACAUGCCUGAGAGCUUUGAUCUUGAAGCUUGCCGUCAGCUUCGGGCCAAUUGGGAUCUAGCUCGUUGCAACUAUACGAAGCAUCUGGUCAGAACAGGUGAACACUACGGCGUUACCUCGAAGACCUAUAAGCUUACUGAGGAGAAAUGGGCCGCUACAGACGCUGUCUGGAGGAAGAAUAAUGAAAUAACCAUCACCCAUACUGUCGAGAGCGGCAGUGACGCAUUCGCGACAUUAAAGCACAACACCUUAGGCGACAAUGGCAACAAUAACAUCAUGACUAAGAUACCUUCUCUCAACGACCCAAGAAGUGGAGGCAAAUUCCCACAACUUGGAGACGAAGACAUUGUCGGACCAAUGGUUCAAGUCGCCGCUCAACUACAACGAAGCCCAAGCAAAAAGGCAAAACUUUUCAAAUUCCUUGCGGAAAAGUUCCCUGUAGGACUUGGGCGAUCCUAGGAUCACACUCUUAACGGCUGCAAUAUUCACUUCUUUUGUUGAUCUUUUUUGUCUCUGUUGUAUAAACUUUACGACGAUCACGACUUUGCAUUUCAUUUUUCAUGUAUCA
Molecule: messenger RNA, 1897 nt
Organism: Mollisia scopiformis
Lineage: Eukaryota; Fungi; Ascomycota; Leotiomycetes; Helotiales; Mollisiaceae
Exons: 2
Coding region: 148-1788 (546 amino acids)
Source: RefSeq, a predicted model, not a curated record